AUGAUAUCCUCUCCUCGCUCUAGUAUCCACAAUCAGAAAGCAAAGCUCGCAGCGGAUUACAAUGAUCUCCUCCGACAACUCUCUUCACCUAAGAUCACAGUCAUUGGAUGCUAUACCAUUGGUGAUACCAUUGGUGAGGGUACCUAUGGCAAAGUGAAGCUUGGCACACAUCAGAUCACAGGCAAACAAGUCGCCAUUAAAAAGAUCAGCAAGCAACAUGCUCCGCUCAUGGCGCGUGAAAUCCAUCAUCACCGACAACUACGACAUCCUAAUAUCAUCGCCUUGUAUGAAGUCCUAUCCACCGAAUCAGCUAUCUUCAUCGUAUCCGAAUACUGCCCCAAUGGCGAAUUAUUCGACUUGUUGACUGAAACAGGUCGUUUUACGGAGCAACAGGCUCAACGCUAUUUCCGGCAACUUGUCGACGCCAUCCACUACUGUCACGAACGUAACAUUGUACACAGGGAUCUCAAACUUGAGAACAUCUUGCUGGAUAUGGAUCACAAUGCAAAGAUCUGCGACUUUGGAUUCGCUCGUCAUGCCGAAGACAAGCAACUUUUGGAAACGUUUUGUGGAAGUCUAGCGUAUUCGGCCCCUGAGAUGAUUAACCAAAAACGGUACACGGGUCCUGAAACCGAUAUUUGGUCGCUUGGUAUCAUCUUGUACACUUUAUUGGCUGGCGAGUUACCUUUUGACGAUGACAGUGAAAUCGUGAUGCGCCGAAAGAUUGUCAACACCAUUGAGCCAACCAUAAGCAUUCUUGCUUUGAGAUCCGUAUCUUGUUGCUGCCAGAGGUACCAUAAUCCAACGUGUCCAAGCUACAGUUGCGACCCUCCCUGA
Molecule: messenger RNA, 837 nt
Organism: Lichtheimia ornata
Lineage: Eukaryota; Fungi; Mucoromycota; Mucoromycetes; Mucorales; Lichtheimiaceae
Exons: 6
Coding region: 1-837 (278 amino acids)
Biological process (GO): protein phosphorylation; intracellular signal transduction
Cellular component (GO): cytoplasm
Molecular function (GO): protein serine/threonine kinase activity; ATP binding
Source: RefSeq, a predicted model, not a curated record